ACCUUUUAAAUGUAUCAGAUCUAAAAUAUGGUUUCAUACCAUGUUGCUUAGAGAAAAUAUAAGCACAGACACAGGCUUGACAUUUAUCCUGUUUGACUUCGUUCUAAGAAAUGCACAUAACUUAAUAAGUACCAAACUUUCAUCUGUGAAUAUUACAUAUUAAAUAUUUUAACUUUAGUAUUUUUCUUUCAUUUUCCGUGACUGAAGCCAUCAAAUGUAACACAUCAGCGAGGCAAAACUGACGUUUAAUUGUGAAAAUGUGCUUUGAUGCGCUUGUUUGAUAACUUGUGGUUAAAGCGCCACUCAGCGGUCAAAAGCUGCAAAUGCACUUUACAAACACCGCGGCGGCGGUACGUGCGGUGGUAAAAAGUUAGAGGGUCAAAGAUGGAAGAGAUGUGUUUUAAGCCGAUUCUUGAAGAUGGCUAAGGACUCAGCUGUCCGGAUUGAGUUGGGCAGGUCAUUCCACCAGGACGGAACAUUUAAUUUAAAAGUCCAUAAAAGUGACUUUGUGUUUCUUUGGGAUGGCACAAUCAAGUGAUGUUCGCUUGCAGAACGCAAGAUUCUAGAGGCACAUAAGUCUGAAGUAUUUCCGUUUGUAUUUAUUUUCCACGUGAAAUCACUGAAACUGCACAAAACGCCCCCAAAAUGAGAGAAAGCUGCAGUCUCGGGGUGAUCCUCCCGCUUGCUGUGCCCUGAGUGAUUCUCUUCAUACGGGUCGUGGUAAGCGGCGGAACCGAGGUGGCGCCAAUAUCAGUGAAUAUUACCACAAAUGCCCAAAUGACAGCACAGUUUUGCUUCACCAAAACAUGAAUUGGGACAAUUCUUUUACCCUCUAUUACUAGCAGCGAACAACAUUAACGCUAACUUAGUGGCAUGCUCUAAUGCUAGUAUUUGUAUUUUCUGUCAUUCAGGAUUUGUACAGAGAUGAAGACUGCCAUCUAGCUGUCGGGAAAAUAAACUCAAAAUAAAACUUCCAUGUAUCUUUUUAAUCCGUUUUUGAAAAAUCGAUACAGUAUCGCCAAACAAAAUAUCAUGAUACUCACGUCUAUCGAUAUUUUCUUACACCCCUAGAUAUAAUGUGGGCAGGGAGGAACAAACGACUUGAAACGACGUCUGCUCACCACACUUUUUGAUUUACUCUUUGGCAUAUUUUUCUUUUUCUCGCUUACAGAGUUUUGACUGACUGCAUGUUUGCAUACAUUCACACACACACCACAGACACACUCGCUGAAGAGCUAAAGCUAACGUGUGCUUGCCGGAUCUGCCUUUAUGCUUCCUGCUGGCUUACGUCACCCUGCUCUUGACUUCUUGCUUCACUAUUGGACUGAUUUCAUACAUGCUUCAGUACAGUGUCUUACUGGGGGCGUUCCCAAAGCGUUCAAUGCAGCUCAAGUUCCUGAAGGGGAACCAAAGUUUCCAAACAGACAGUGGAAUAUCAGUCAGUCAAACAAAAAGCAUGCAACUCCUCAGAUUGACAGAUAUGUAAAAAUAAACAGGAAUUUUCCAAUGUUUGAGUGAUUAGCCUAGUUACUGUUUUGUACACAUUGUCAUGUUAACUGUAAUUCAAAUGCAUUUUGUUUUAUAGACAACAAUAUCAUUGCUAAUUAUCUGAGUGGGGCACUUCUGAAUAAUUUUGAAAAAGGGCCUUCAAGCCCUCCAAGGCCCUCUCUAACAUAUUCCAAAUGUCUACCCACUGAAUUUAUAAAUAAAUUAUUAGGAUAUACAAAUGUUUUGUGCAUUGUCAAGUAAUUCAUCCACAACAUACAAUGUUUUAUAUUUAACCAGUUUUUGUAAAAAAUCAACAGCCCCAUUUAGUAUAGAAAGGAAGAUAUCGGAGAGAAGAAGGAGCAUGACUCCACCACCAGAGAUGUCUGAAUUAAGGAUUUGGUUGUUGGGAGAAGACUGGUCUGAUAAGAGUUCAGUGGGAAACUUGCUCUUGAGAAGAAAUGAAUUUGAAACAGAAACCUCUCUCCCACUUCAUCAGUGUGUUAAACCAGGCAGAGGACAGAUUGAGGAUCAAAGCAUAUCUGUGGUCAUCACACCAAAUCUGUUUAACAGAAAUGUUCCUGCAGAUCAAGUUACUCAGGCACUAAAAAAUUGUGAAGCCAUGUCUGCUCCAGGUCCACAUGUACUUCUGCUAAUUCUGCAACCAGAUACUUCCAAAGAGAAGCUCAAAUAUAUGAGUAAGACCAUGAACUCCUUGUCAGAGCACGCAAUGAAUCACACGUUGGUACUGGUGAUGGAGGGAGAGAAAAAAAUCAGUCCUGCUAAAGAGAUAGAACUUGAAAAUGUAUUUAAGGAAAAAUACCACAAAUUAAACACAAUAAUCGCAGAUCAACAGAGUUUAGUAACUGACCUAUUUGAAAAAAUUAAGAACGUUGUGAAGGAGAAGCAAUGGAAUUAUCUCAGCCUGGAAAUAUAUGUAUCACCACCAGAGAUGCCAUCAAAGAAAAAAGUGAUGGAGAAAUUUGCCGGAUUUUCAUCAGACCUUAAACACAAAAUUGGAUCACUUGUGCAAACAUCUCAGAGUACAAGAAACAAAGAGGUGCCUGUUCUCAGUCUGGUGAUAUUUGGUAGUAACAGUGCUGGGAAGACUUUAGCAGUGAACACAAUACUGGGCCUCAGAGAGUCUGCAGAAGUGUCUGAAUUUGACACCCAUCAUAAAUGUGUCAAGAGAGAGGGUGUGAUAUGUGGACACAAGGUCAUCCUGGUUGAAAUGCCGAAGCUAAACAAAACAUCUCUGUCUCAGAAGGAUGUGCUGCCCGAGGCAUACCGUGCUCUGUCUUUGUGUUCAUUUAACAUAAACGCAUUUCUCCUGGUCCUUACUGUUGAUCCGCUCACUGACGAUGAUAGAGUAGAACUGAAUUUAAUGAGUGACACAUUUGACACAGCUGAUGGACAGUUCUGGAAUUGUCUGAUGAUCAUGUUCAUAUAUCAAGGGAACAGACAGGACAAGAUUGUCAAUGAAUUCAUACAUGUAAACAAAGACAUUCAGACAUUAUUGAAGAAAUGUGGGAACAAAUAUUACAUACUCAGUGUUGAACAAAGACCAGAUAGUACACAACUCUCAGAAUUGCUGCAGAUGAUCUAUGGAGUUACUUGUUACUCGUCUGACACAUAUCUGCAGGCUCAGAUGGAUAACAGAAUUCAACUACAGGACAGAAUUAUAGAAGUGGAGAAAGAAAUCAGAACUUUAAAAAAGAUGAAUCAAAAAGCUGAGACUGAGAGAUCAAGCACAAACUGUGUGAGGAUUGUGCUUAUUGGAAAAACUGGAAAUGGGAAAAGUGCCACAGGAAACACUAUACUAAACAGAAAGGCUUUUAAAUCCCAAGCCAGUUUUAAAUCAGUGACAUCCUCUUGUCAGAAGGAAGUUGGGUUUGUUAAUGGACAUCCAGUCACUGUUGUUGAUACACCAGGUCUAUUUGACACACAACUCCCUACAGAUGAUGUAAAGCAAGAGAUACUGAAGUGCAUUAGUCUCCUCUCUCCAGGACCUCAUGUGUUCUUGCUGGUGCUUCGAAUUGGAAGAUUCACUUGUGAAGAAAAAGAAGCUCUUAACCUGAUCAAGGAAACUUUUGGGAAGAACGCUGGAAUGUUUAGCAUCAUAAUAUUCACUCAUGGUGAUCAGCUGCAAGAUCAGACAAUUGAGAGCUGUCUAGAAGAUACAGAUUCACAUAUGAAGAAGCUGAUCAGAGAUUGUGGAGGAAGAUAUUUUGCGAUUGACAAUACAAAACCAGACAAUUCUAAACAAAUUACUGACUUACUGGAAAAAAUCAACAGUAUGGUUGAAAAAAAUGGAGGAGGGUGUUACACCAAUGAGAUGUUUGAAGAAGCAGAAGCUGCCAUAAAACUGGAAAUGGAAAGAAUAUUACAGAAAAAGAAAGAAGAGAUGGAAAAAGAGAACAAACUUUUAUGUGAAAAACAUGAGAUGGAGAUGGCUGAGAUGAACAGAAGAAUAGCAGAACAAAGAGAGUUAAUGGAAAGAGAGAGGAAAGCAAAGGAGGAAGAACUCAGAAUUAAGGAAGAGUUCUUGAGAAAUGAACUUAAGAGAAGAGAUGAACAAGAAGAGAAGGAGAAGAAAGAAAGACAAGUAGCUGAAGACUUAAGAAGAAUAGAAGAGGAGGAUAAACAGGAACAAUGGAAAAGGAAACUACAAGAAAUAGAAGAGAAACGAAGAAGAUUAGAAGAAGAACAACAGAACAGAGACCAGGAAUAUAGAGAGAAGUAUGAGAGAGAGAGGAGAAAAAUGGAGGAAAUUCAUAAAGAAAGGCUUAAGAGAGAACAUGAGGAAGAAUACCAUAAAAGACUUAAAGAGGAGAGGAGUGAAUGGGCGCUGAAAGAAAAGAAAAUGAUUGAAGAAUUUGAACAUGAAAAAAGAAAAAGAGAAGAAAAGGAAAAUGAGAGAAUUGAGGAGGAGCUUAAAGAAAGAGAGAGAAUAGAGAGAGAGUAUGAGAAUAGUAAAAUAGAGAUGAGAAAACAGAGGAAUGAAUGGGAAAAAUCAUGGAAGGAAGAAUGGGAUAAAAGAAUAAGAGAAGAGCACAAAAGAAGGGAAGAAGAGAGAGAAAAACUGAGAAAGCUUGAAGAAGCAUUUGACCGAGAGCGUAAAGAGGAGGAGGAGAAGAGGAAGAGAGAAGAUAAAAAAAGACGAGAACAGGAGGAGAAAGAACGAAAAGUAAUGGAGGAAGAAUAUGAAAGGAAAUUAAAAGAAAUGAAGGGAAAGUAUGAAGAUGAGGCCAGAAAACAAGCAGAGGAAUUCAAUGAAUUCAGAGAGAAAUAUACUAAAGACUUUCACGCUCUCAUGUUAAAGCAUGAUUCAGAGAUGAAGGAGCUGAAGCUAAAGCAUGAAAGAGAGGUCCGUGAGAAUCAAAAAGAGUACAGCGUAUUGAGUGAACUCUCAAAACAAAAAGAGAAAAAUCUGAAUGAAAAAAUGAAUGAAAUAGAAGAAAAACAUCAAAGAGAGGUUGAUGAGCUGAAGAAGAAGUAUGAAUCUGCAUGUGUUUUACUGUAAUAGCUACUGAUCUCUUUACGUCCUGACAUGUAUAAUAUUAGAAAUUUAGGUUCCAGUGAGUAUCUUGUGUGUCCAAGAGCUGCUUUAACUGUCAGCGGGUAAAUUUUACCCACACACAUUACAACUGUAUUUAUAUGGCUAAAGAAUAUAUUAUUUCACUUGUAUUAUGUCACUGUCUUCACAAAGAAGUUUCUAGAGUCAUUAAAUGAUUGUCUGGUCAUCAGCUAUAUUUUUGUCUUGUUUCAUGUUCAAGGCUUUUUUUUAUACAGACCACUAACAAGGGUCAAUAUAAGUUAACCAAGCCUGCACUGACAACGAGAAUUAAAAAUUAGUAAAUACAUAUUUUGGUGGUGAAGGAGUGGAUGCCGAGUUGCCAUAUCCUUCAUACUGAUAUUAAAUAUAUUAUUACAUGAUUUCUUGUUUGACUAUUAAUCAAGUUAUAGCAAGAGUGAAAUGUGUAACCUUAUGUGCGCUUAUGAGAUAUUAAAGAAUCCUGUUCUACCCUCAAGAUUAAUGUCCACAUAUUAUGUGUGUGUAUCCAACCAUAAUGAUAAGACACUUGCCAGUGCUAGAAAGCCUUGAAUUUUAGAUAAGUUCUCUGUGUAUGUGUGUUAGUAUCUGUCUGUACAGGGAGAAGCUCAGACAGUCCCAGGACAAACGAUCAACUGCCAGUGUCCAGCGUAUCAGAUAUACGUCUUUGGAGAGUUUAUCUAGGUUUUGGAACCAAUCAGAAUUUUGUUGACUUAUGUAUUGACGCAAUUAGUAUCCUCUGUCAGGGUAUAACUGGGGUUGAGUUGAGUUUGAGUUGUACGGGGGGGCGGCCUACGAACUCCGUCGAGAGUAUUGAAGCUGACUUCUGCUGAUGAAAUUGUAAACUAUUUUCUUAAAGUAAAAUUAUUAUUAUUAAUUGAACUCA
Carassius gibelio (silver crucian carp) is the source of this 5924-nucleotide messenger RNA. Its product is annotated as GTPase IMAP family member 8. Gene Ontology annotation, molecular function: GTP binding. The record is from RefSeq and is a predicted model, not a curated record. Bases 1727 to 5008 code for a protein of 1093 amino acids. Lineage: Eukaryota; Metazoa; Chordata; Actinopteri; Cypriniformes; Cyprinidae. The transcript has 5 exons.